Molecule: messenger RNA, 2906 nt
Organism: Phalacrocorax carbo (great cormorant)
Lineage: Eukaryota; Metazoa; Chordata; Aves; Suliformes; Phalacrocoracidae
Source: RefSeq, a predicted model, not a curated record
AUUCCCAGACUCUACUAUAUAAGGUCUCCUUUGUCCCUUUGCUGUCACUACUGCUGGCUGAGAAGAUGAAGCCCACACAGGUGGCUGUGUUGCUCCUCAUGCAAAGCAUGAUUGCUGUGGCUGGAACAACUGCAACAACAGAAGUGACUCCUCAGCUCAGUACGACGCUUCAGUAUCUGGCUCAGCCCAGCAAGAUGACUGAUGAUCUGUACACUCCCCCAAAGCUCUUCACCAAUGUCUCUGGCUCUGUGGAUGACAAGGGAACUUGCCAGUGCUCUGUGUACUUGCCAGAUACUACCUUUCCAGUGCAGAAGGUUGAGCAAUUGGAAAUUACAGCCACAAUGCUCUCGGAGAAGUUUGAGAAAGAGCUUUCUAAAGUUCGAGAGUACUCAAAAAUGAUUGAAUUCUAUCAGCAGCAAAUCCUUAAUCUAACCAUCAGAGUGGAGCAUAUGGAGAUAAGCGGUGUAUCUUUCACAGAACUGGACUUCCAGUUACUGAAAGUGGAAAUCAGUGACCUAGAGAGACUGGUCACUCAGCUGAAAUCCAGCCUCGGUGGAAGCAAUGUCAUCAUUGAGCAAAUAUAUUUGGAGAUCACAAAUCUGACUAUACUGGUAAAUGAACUAGAAUCACUGGACAAAAACAAUAUCCUGGCAAUUCGUCGACAAAUUGUGUCUCUGCAGAAUCGAUUGAAAGAGUGUGAAGAGAGCAAAAACCAAACUACAGUACCCCCUUAUUUCCCAGCAGGUAGCUGCACUCACCGUGGACUGCUGAAUGUUAGCCAGCCCUACAUUGUAAAGCUGAACUGGAGAGGAUUUUCCUACCAAUACGGUUCCUGGGGUAGAGAUUACUCUCCCUCUGACCCAGAGAAGGAAGUCUAUUGGGUUGCACCAUUGAACACAGAUGGGAGAUACUUGGAAUACUACAGAAUUUAUAGUUCCUUUGAUAAUUUGUUGCUGUUUAAACCCAUGUAUGAAAGUAGAAUAUCAUAUGGGCAAGGAAGUGGUGUUGCCCUUUAUAAAAAUUAUAUGUACUAUCAUGCUUAUAGUUCAAGAAAUAUGGUGAAGCAUGAUUUGAAAACAAACACCAUGGUUUUGAGGAAGGAGCUUCCAGGUGCUGCUAUCAAUAACCGUUUCUCUUAUGCUGGUGUAUCAUGGCAAGACAUGGAUUUUGCUGUGGAUGAAAGUGGGUUAUGGGUAAUAUAUUCAACAGAACAGAGCAUGGGCAACAUUGUGAUUAGCAAAAUCAAUGAGACCACACUUGAUGUGCUAAAUACUUGGCAGACAAGACAGUACAAGCCAUCUGUUUCCAAUGCUUUCAUGUUAUGUGGUGUUCUGUAUGCCACAAGGCCAAUGAACACUAGAAAAGAGGAAAUCUUCUACAUGUAUGACACCAGUACUGGCCAAGAAGCUCGUGUUAGUGUCGUUCUGGAUAAAAAGUUAGACACAAUCCAGAGUAUAAAUUAUAACCCCACAGAUCAGAAACUGUACAUUUACAAUGAUGGUUACCUUCUAAGAUAUGAUGUGACCUUUCAGCUUUAGCAUCCCAGUGACAUCAGCAUACUAUAAAACUGGCAGCAACUAAAACGAGAUCUGAUAGCCUUUAGACAAUGCUGUUGCCAGUUUAGAGUUCAUUUGGUCUGAUGUACUGUAUCUGUGGGUGUUAUAUAUAUUAUUUAUACUCUUCAAAGGAAUUGCCCACUCUGGUCAGUAGAAUUGCUGUCAGCAGUGUUUGGCAGUACUGGGUUCUUUAGGUUUUGAUUGGUGUUUAUUGGUGCUCGGUGCUUUACAACUGUCCUGCCUCUAUGCUUUUUACUUACAGAAAUUGAUGGGCACAGCCUAUCUACUGACCAAGAAGCUAAUUACGCACUGAUACGCAUUUGUCAGUGUAACAAAGGCAAAGCACCCAGAAACUGAGAAGGCAUUUCCACUGAUCUUCAUCAGUGUGAAUUGUGGCCUCGGAGAAAUUAGUUGAAGUUCCUAUACUAUUAAAAUAGUAUAGGAAGUAGACUUGGUCAGAAGACAGCAACCCAUUUGUUAGGUGGAAGCAGUAAUAUCUGGCUCAAGGCUUCAGAAGAAGCUAGAAAUGCACUUUGCUGUUUGAAGACCUACCACAGGGAGGGAAGAGAAGGCAUUCGUGCAGGGACAGAGCUCACUGCCCUUGCAAUCACUGAUGCAGUUGGACAGCUGCCCCUGGGUGCCCACCUAUAGCCACCUCCUCAGCCCUCUCCCAAGCUGCCAUAGCACCAGGCUGGCUUCUCGGACUGGCUGUGGGAGCAAAACUGGCAGCAGGGCUUUCAUCAACUUUCCCUCUGUAUCACACUUCUGGCCUUAGCAGUUCCUAAACCUGCCUUACAAAUGGUGUUACUGUAAUCAAGUCAUGUUUUGUGGUCACCAUGGCUCCAUUUUCCUAGCAGUACAGUGCAAGAAACACUCUUUUCCUUUCCUUUAUGCUCUUGUAAGCUGACGUAAAUCCUCCCAUUUUCUUUAUUGGGCACAAGUAGCUCUUAGGAGAAUAUCAGUAUAUCAUGCACUACCAUAGAAUGACAGCUGUGUUAUUUAAUGUGCUUCUAUUCAACAUUUUUGCCAUUCCAUAAUUUGAUUCCUGGGAGCCUUGUUAGAUAGGGUCCAGUUUGUUCCCUGGGUAAUUCUGUCUCAUAGCAAGGUAAAGGGUCUUGUGGAAAACAAGUGUGGUCAAACUAGUUGGAUAUAUGUGGGGUUUUUUAAUGAGCAUUGUGUAAUAGUUUCUGAGUGUAUGCACUCUAUCAAUGUCUUACUUUCAUGUCAGAAAGCAGGCUGAAAUACUGAAAUUCAGAGCUAUACAAUGAUGAAGAAAGCAGUUCAUAUAGUUAAUUUUAAUCUGUUACUUAUGCAAGCAUGUCUGUGUCCUCUGAUAAUCAAAAUCAAUAC